GCAUUAUUGAUUACGCUUCCCCUUGCGACCACCUCCUCCCCUACUCGCAAUUUUUUCUCGCCCCGCCGCCACCCCGCCGCCUCGCCGCCGCCGCCGCGCCGCUUUUAGCGCCGCCUCGCCUCCUUCUCGCCGAUGGCCUUGCCCUAUGCUUCCAGUGUUGCAUAGUUUCAUUGCCUAACAACUCACAUACCGUUUGAAGUUAGUUUGACCUUUGGAAUGGCUGAGAGCAACUUUGUGCCACGAGCUACCUCGCAUGUCAUUCUUGACUUGGAUGGUACACUUCUGAAUACAGAUGCCAUCACAAAUGAAGUAUUGAAAGUUUUCAUCAUGCGUUACGGCAAGGAGUGGGACAGCAGAAAGGCCCACAGAAUAGUAGGAAGAACACCUGCUGAGGCUGCAGCUAUAAUUGUGGAAGAUUAUGAGCUAUCUUGCACGCUGGAAGAGUUCAUAUCUCAAAUUACUCCAAUGUUUUUUGACCAAUGGUGCAAUAUUAAACCACUUCCAGGUUCUAAUAGGUUAAUUAAACAUCUAACGAGUCAUGGAAUUCCAAUGGCUUUGGCAUCAAAUUCUCCAAAAUCCAACAUAGAAGAAAAAAUUUCUUUUCAUGAAGGCUGGAAGGAAGCAUUUUCUGUUAUUGUUGGUGGUGAUGAAGUAAAUAUGGGAAAACCAUCUCCUGAAAUAUUUGUUGAAGCUGCUAAGAGGUUGAAUGUUGAUCCAUCCACUUGCCUAGUUGUUGAAGACUCAUUGCCUGGUGUUACUGCUGGUAAAGAAGCUGGAAUGCUAGUGGUUGCUGUACCAUCUAUUCCAAAACAAGGUGGAUUGUACAAUUCAGCAGAUGAGGUGAUCAAUUCUCUACUUGAUCUGCAUCUUGAGAAAUGGGGCUUACCUCCCUUUGACGACUGGGUUGAAGAUACUUUACCAAUUGAACCAUGCUACAUCGGGGGACCUGUUGUCAAGGGAUUUGGUCGAGGUUCAAAGAUUUUAGGAAUACCAACAGCUAAUUUACCUGCAGAGAACUUUUCUUCUGUACUUUCUGAACACACUUCAGGUGUGUACUUUGGCUGGGCUGGAUUGUCCAGUCAGGGUAUCUUCAAGAUGGUCAUGAGCAUUGGAUGGAAUCCUUACUUCGAUAACGCUGAAAAGACAGUAGAACCUUGGUUGCUUCAUGACUUUGGUGAGGACUUUUAUGGCGAGGAGCUUCGCCUGGCAAUUGUGGGUUAUAUUAGGCCAGAGGCAAACUUUCCGACACUUGAGAGCUUGAUAGCAAGGAUUCACGAGGACGGAAGAAUCGCAGAGAGAGCCUUGGACCUUCCCAUAUAUGCAGGUUAUAAGGAUUCACCAUACUUGAAAAUUUCUUGCAACGAAGUUAUCACUGGCAGACCAGUCUAAAACCUUGUUUUCCUUGAGAAAGACAGGAUAUACUUCUCUAAUUUGAGAUCUCAAGCGAGGUGAAUCUCGCAGAUUGUGUAAUUUGCAUUGGAACUCUAUGACCUCUUCUCGGGUCUAACAGAUGCAACUUCUGUUCUUAUUUUAUAAACUUCAAUACUAUAUGGUCCAUCGUUUAUCCCC
Messenger RNA from Zingiber officinale, 1569 nucleotides. RefSeq names its product bifunctional riboflavin kinase/FMN phosphatase-like. The record is from RefSeq and is a predicted model, not a curated record. Lineage: Eukaryota; Viridiplantae; Streptophyta; Magnoliopsida; Zingiberales; Zingiberaceae. The transcript is spliced from 11 exons. Gene Ontology annotation, biological process: FMN biosynthetic process; riboflavin biosynthetic process. Gene Ontology annotation, molecular function: riboflavin kinase activity. The coding region runs from base 217 to 1389 and encodes 390 amino acids.